AUGCUCAAGCUCUUCUCUAUCGUUUCUCUUGCUGCAAUUUUCCAGUGCGCCAGUGCUGCUGCGACAAGUUCUACGGCGCUGAGUGGCCUCAAUACCAAGUUCACGGCCAAAGGAAAGCUGUUCUGGGCUUCCUUUUCAGCGAACGAAGCCAUUUUGGAAUCCGAAUUCGGGGCGGUGACUCCCGAGAACUCCAUGAAGUGGGAUGCGACCGAAAGCACCCAAGGGACGUUCACCUUCUCCGGAUCUGACUAUCUCGUGGAUUGGGCUAUCUCGAACAGUAAAAUCAUCCGUGGACACACUUUGGUGUGGCACUCGCAGCUCCCUUCGUGGGUCUCUGCCAUUACCGAUGCGGCUACACUGACGUCCGUCAUUCAAACACAUAUCGCGAAUGUAGCUGGGCAGUACUCUGGUAAACUUUAUGUGUGUCGGCCCUUACCUCUGCGUCCCUGCAUUCUGACAAUCUACAGUGAGGUCCUAAAUGACAACGGUACCCUGCGAUCGAGUGUCUUCUAUGAUGUUCUUGGAGAGUCCUUCAUUACCAUUGCCUUCAAGGCGGCAAGAGCCGCAGAUUCUACCGCAAAAUUAUAUAUCAACGAUUACAACCUCGACUCGAACAACACCAAGGUCCAAGCAAUGGUUGCCCUUGUCAAACGGAUUAAUGCGGAUGAACAGCUAAUCGACGGUAUAGGUACACAGAUGCAUUUAUCUGCCGGCGGCUCGAGCGGGGCAGCAGCAGCUCUAGCGGCACUGGCAGAGGCGGGUAUAGACGUUGCUAUCACCGAGCUGGAUAUCGCCGGUGCAAGUGCAUCCGAUUAUACCACCGUCGUUGAUGCCUGCCUAUCCACCUCUGCCUGCGUCUCAAUCACCAGCUGGGGGGUCAGCGAUGCUAAUUCCUGGCGCGCCAGCUCUACACCUCUGUUGUUUGAUAGUGACUACGAGCCAAAGGCGGCGUAUACGGCAGUUAUAUCUGACCUGUCUUGA
Messenger RNA from Guyanagaster necrorhizus, 981 nucleotides. Its product is annotated as glycoside hydrolase family 10 protein. Gene Ontology annotation, biological process: carbohydrate metabolic process. Gene Ontology annotation, molecular function: hydrolase activity, hydrolyzing O-glycosyl compounds. Bases 1 to 981 code for a protein of 326 amino acids. The record is from RefSeq and is a predicted model, not a curated record. The transcript is spliced from 12 exons. NCBI's taxonomy places the organism in Eukaryota, Fungi, Basidiomycota, Agaricomycetes, Agaricales, Physalacriaceae.